AUGUCUAAACUCCGGGAGGUUAUUGAAUAUGUCCGUCAAAACUCGCCUUUCUAUGCCGAGCAGUGGCGGGACGUUGUUUUGCCUCAGGAGGCCAACAACGAUGACGAGCUUCUCCAAGCUUUGCCUCUCACUGAGCACAAGGCUUACUGGGAAGCAAACACCUACCGCGACAGUCGUGUGCUAACCGCGCACCAGGGGGACGGAAUCAUCUUCAAGACCGGAGGCACUACCGGCAGCCCAAAAGUCGCCUUCUAUACAAAACAAGAGCUGGAAGACCUCGGCUACAUGCUCGCCACCUGCCUGACCAGGUGUGGCGUGGUUUACGGAGACAGGAUCGCCAACCUGUUCUACGCCGGCGACCUCUACGGUAGCUUCCUGCUGCACAUCUACUCGGUGCACUUCCUGUCCGGCGGCGCCAUCCAGGUCCCCAUCGCCGGCCACGUCGGCAUCCCGACCAUGGUCGAGCACAUCACCGGGCUGCAGACCACCGUGCUGCUGGGCACCGUGACCACCAUGUGCAAGAUUGCCGACUACCUCCUGGAGACCGACGGGUCGGGACGACCGGUGCGCAGGGAGGCCGCCGAGAUCGCCGCCAAACACGUCAGGCUGCUCCUCUUCUCGGGAGAGGCCCUCUACCCGGACCAGAUUGGCGUCCUGGCCGCGGCUUUCCCCGUCGCCAGGAUCCGGUCCGUCGUCUACGGGUCCAUGGACUCGGGAAUCGUCGGGCUGGCGCCGCCACCGCUGCCCGACACGCCGCCUCCGGAGCCUGCUGCAAAGGAAGCCCCGUCGGUUGCUGGACAAGACAACAAGAGAACGGCCGUCAUGCUCCAGGACGCCACGGAUCAACGGGUGCACAAGGUCAACAGCGAGUGGGGGGUGAUUGUUCAAAUCAUCACCGAGGACGGGCGCGCGACGACGACGCCCGGAGAAGAGGGCAGCAUAGUGGUGACCAACACGGGCCGGCGGCUCAUGCCAGCCAUCAGAUACCCGUCCGGCGACCGUGGGGCCUGGGUCGAUCACAACCAGGGCCUGUUCAGGGUGCUGGGGCGAGAUCGGACGGCGGUCAGGAUUGGGCCCGUGUCGGUCGACUUUGUGCACCUCAGAGAUCUGGUCGGCGCGGUAAUGGGGCCAGGGAGGCCCGUGGCCGCGCUGCAGCUCAAGGUCGGUCGGCGCGACGCCAAAGACCAGCUGACGGUCCUGGUGGCGUACCGGCCCGGCAGCGACGAGGAGGGGGCGGUGCUGAAACGAAACAUAUCCGUUGCGUUGGACGAAGCCAGACCCAUGUUCAAGGGCCACGUCGAAGCUAACCUGAUUUGCCCCCUCGAGGUGGAGUUUGUCGAUAGCAGUGAGAUAGUCAUGUCGGAGAGAUCAGGGAAGAUUGUGGAUGUUAUUGACAUCCGGGCUACGAGUUGA
Pyricularia pennisetigena is the source of this 1413-nucleotide messenger RNA. RefSeq lists its product as uncharacterized. The transcript is spliced from 2 exons. Lineage: Eukaryota; Fungi; Ascomycota; Sordariomycetes; Magnaporthales; Pyriculariaceae. Bases 1 to 1413 code for a protein of 470 amino acids. The record is from RefSeq and is a predicted model, not a curated record.